AGCAGCUGAUUUUCAAUGUGUACAAAUUACAGCGCCUGAAGAUUUUGCCUGAGUCUAACUUAAAAUACAAAUUUUUUGAGUUGCUGUUUUUAUAAUGAAUACGUUGCGGCCUUGUGGCUGCAAAGGCGUCCGUACUUGCCUGACCUGUGAGAAGGACUAUGAAAUUGAGAAACCAUCGCUCCAACAGCAAUUUCAACAACUAGACGCCUGGUCAUAUUGCACACAAUGCAAAAGACUCUUCGCCGGAUGGGAUACGAAGGCGGUGCAAGCGGCGCAUCCAGCGCACAAUGGGGCUGAAAGUCUGCCCCUGCCUGGUAUAUUGGUGCAGGAGAAAUUUCUAUCAAGUACCGAGGGGGUACAGCUUAUGUCCGACCUGGAUAAUUUGCCCUGGGUCAUUUCACAAAGCGGUCGCCGCAAACAAAACUACGGCCCCAAGACGAACUUUAAGAAGCGCCGCCUGCAAGUGGGCGCCUUCGAAGGAUUCCCCAUUAGCACACAGUAUGUGCAGGAGCGCUUUGAAUCGGUGCCGCUGCUGCACAAUUUCCAGACAAUCGAACAGUGCUCGCUGGAGUACGAUCCCAGUAAAGGUGCCAGCAUAGAUCCGCAUGUCGACGACUGCUGGAUUUGGGGCGAACGCGUUGUUACGGUCAACUGUCUGGGUGAUGCGGUGCUCACCUUGAAUCUAUACGAGCAGCAGCAGCAGUCGGGCAAAUAUAAUCUAGAUCUGGUGCCGCAAUACGAAGAGAAACUGCUGGAGCCGCUCUUAAAUCCCCAGCAGCUGGCGACUUACGAGGGUAAAGUGCUGCGUAUUCCCAUGCCAAACCUCUCGCUGAUAGUGCUUUAUGGACCCGCACGCUUUCAGUUCGAGCAUGCUGUGCUGCGCGAGGAUGUGUCGGAGAGACGCGUCUGCAUUGCAUACAGAGAGUUCACGCCCAUGUAUAUUGAUGGCGUGGACAGGCAGCAGGGCGAACUAGUAAGAGACAAAUCCCAUUUGUUCUGGCCAAUUAAAACACAUUAAAGUCGAGUUUACUAAAAACUAAAUUUA
Molecule: messenger RNA, 1045 nt
Organism: Drosophila grimshawi
Lineage: Eukaryota; Metazoa; Arthropoda; Insecta; Diptera; Drosophilidae
Product: alpha-ketoglutarate-dependent dioxygenase alkB homolog 4
Exons: 2
Coding region: 95-1018 (307 amino acids)
Biological process (GO): oxidative demethylation
Molecular function (GO): demethylase activity; oxidoreductase activity
Source: RefSeq, a predicted model, not a curated record